GGGUAUGGGGAUUUCUCGUAUUGUGCUCCUCUUCGCGGCGAUCUUUCUCUCGUCUCAAUCUCAAUGCGCGAUCUCUAGUAGCAGCGCCAGGAACUUCCCUCUUCUUUUCGAUCAUCGCCAUAGGUGGGUGUGCAAUGUGCUGGAUUUCGGCGCCGUGGCGGAUGGAAAGACGAUCGAUACGUCGGCGAUCCAGUCGGCGAUCGACUACUGCGCCUGGAAGGCGCGCGCGUCGAGCCUGCAUUUUCCUCCAGGGAAAUAUCUCACCGGAGCUUUGUUCCUCGCCUCCAAUAUGGCUGUGGUCAUCGAUCCCGGAGCGAUUAUCCUUGGCAGCUCCCGGCAGGAGGAUUAUCCGCGCGAGAGGUCGCGCUGGUAUGUUCUAGCGGCCGAGAAUGCCGUGAAUGUGAGCGUCACAGGCGGGGGAAUCAUCGAUGGCCGGGGGCUCGAGUUUGUUUCCAGGUUUUGGUCGCGCAAGAACGUUAUGGUCAGCUGGAACACGACGGGUGCGUGCAUUGGCGAUGAAUGCCGGCCUCGCUUGCUAGGAUUCGUGAAUUGCGAGAACGUUCGCGUGUGGAACAUCCAUCUAAGGCAGCCAGCGUACUGGAGCCUCCAUGUUGCCAACUCGAGCGGGAUUUACAUCCAUAAUAUCACCAUGUAUGGAGAUUUUAACACGCCCAACAACGAUGGCAUCGACAUAGAUGGUUCCAACAACACGUACAUCACAAACUGCCGCUUGGACACCGCCGACGAUGGAAUUGUUGUCAAGAGCAUCGCGGGACCAGUAUCUAAUGUAAGCGUGACGAACUCCUGGAUCAGAAGCAAAUCUUGCGCGGUGAAGAUCGGCAGCGAAACUGACCAUGAUCUUGAUGGUCUUUACUUCGACAGCAUCACUAUCGUGGAGUCUCACAGAGGACUUGGAGUACAGUUACGUGACAAAGGGAAUAUUUUCAAUGUAACAUUCUCCAAUAUUGUACUAAGCACUCGCUUGUACGACCCUUUAUGGUGGGGAAGAGCAGAACCAAUCUAUGUCACAGCUUGUCCUCGGAACCUCUCAACGAGUGUGGGCACGAUCGACAGCGUCAGGUUUAUCAACAUUUCCUCUUCAGCAGAAAAUGGUAUUUUCUUGGCCGGCUCGGACGGAGGAGUGCUGAAUAGAUUGGAGCUUUCUAAUGUUUCUGUGAGGCUGGGCAGGAUCACGGACUACCCGGGCGGCCUCCACGAUUAUAGACCAGGUUGUCAAGGCCUCGUACAUCAUCGAACUGCCGGCGUUUUCAUGAAGCACGUACAUGAAGUUACUGUGAAGGACGUGAACUUGCACUGGGAAAGAAGUGGGGUGGAAGAUUGGGAUCUGCCUGUGGAUUUCGAGCCAAGGACUAUCGGACGCCUCUGGAUGAGUAACUUCACAUCCAGCGCAUAGCCAGCAGACGUCAGCUGGCAUCACAUUCUUCUGCCGGCCGAGCUGUUUGUGAAAUAGCUUUGUUACAAGUAAGCUGCCUUUCUGUUCGGUCUCUUUCCUUACGUGACUUCUUGUUUUUCUCAGCAUACGUAUGCUAUAUAUCGUGCGCACGAAAGUCACUCUGAAAGACAAUUUCUUUAAUUGUAACUCGUGAGCGGGGGUCGUUGGAACAACCCCGUCGAGGGAACGAUCAUAUCCUCAACUUCGGAAAGCGUAGAGUGGACGAGAAGCAAGCACUAGCAGACGGUGGGGUCCAAGUUUCUCAGGAAUAUCAGAGAAAAGCUAUUACCCCACCCAGAAUUCGACCUUUCAACCAAGGUACAUAGAUUCCCUGAACACUUUGAUUGAUUACUAAAAAAGAAUCAGUCUUUAUCGAUUCCAGAGCACUCUUCCGCGUUGUCUGGAUUUUUCCUCGAGACCCCGGUAAUUUUCCUUA
Molecule: messenger RNA, 1889 nt
Organism: Selaginella moellendorffii
Lineage: Eukaryota; Viridiplantae; Streptophyta; Lycopodiopsida; Selaginellales; Selaginellaceae
Product: exo-poly-alpha-D-galacturonosidase
Exons: 3
Coding region: 5-1414 (469 amino acids)
Biological process (GO): carbohydrate metabolic process
Molecular function (GO): polygalacturonase activity
Source: RefSeq, a predicted model, not a curated record